CCCCUCGGCGCGCCCUCGCUCCGCCCUGCCGCUAGCCCGCUGCAGUGCCGGCCCCAGCGACCCUCCGCGGCCCCGUGGUCCUCCGCAGCCAGCCUCCAUGGACUCGCUCGCCCCACAGCAGCCCAGGCUGCCCCGCGCGCGGUUCGCUGGCACCUCUGGCCGUGGGGCGGCCUCCGUCAGCUGCAGCCGACUCCGCCAGGUUCAGAGCAUCCUGACCCAGAGCAGCAAGUCUCAACCCGAUGGGAUUCUCUGCAUCCUAGGAAUUGACAGCAGGUACAAUGAAGGCUGCAGAGAGCUGGCAAAUUACCUUCUGUUUGGUUUAUACAGUCAGAAUACCACUGAUUUUGAGAAAACAGGAUUUUCCGAAGAAAUUCUAGAUGAUGUGAUUAUAUUGAUUAAAUCAGAUAGUGUCCAUCUGUACUGUAACCCUGUCAACUAUCGAUACCUUUUGCCUUAUGUAGCACAUUGGAGAAACCUGCAUUUCCACUGCAUGACGGAAAAUGAGUAUGAAGAUGAGGAAGCAGCAGAGGAAUUUAAGAUUUCCAGCUUUGUGGACAUGGUUCGAGACUGCAGUAGAAUUGGUAUUCCUUACAGCUCUCAAGGUCACUUACAGAUAUUUGAUAUGUUUGUGGUGGAGAAGUGGCCAAUUGUACAGGCCUUUGCACUUGAAGGUAUUGGAGGCGAUGGAUUUUUUACCAUGAAAUAUGAGCUGCAGGAUGUAAGUUUGAGUCUGUGGAAUGUCUACAGCAAGAUGGACCCUAUGUCUCUGGAGACUAUGCUUUCAGAAGACUUGGUGGUGUUUGAGCAUCAGUGGACAAGCUUCUUUGCUAAUUUUGACACAGAAAUUCCUUUCCUGCUGGAACUUUCAGAAUCUCAGGCGGGUGAGCCGUUCAGAAGCUACUUCAGUCAUGGAAUGCUCUCCAGCCACAUUACUGAAAACAGCCCUCACCGACAGCCAUUUGUCCUUUUUGGUAACCACUCUGCACGAGACAGCCUGAGCGCUGGCAGCUUCAACUUCCCUUCUGAGGGCCACCUGGUGCGCAACACUGGUCCUGCGGGGAGCUUUGCCAGACACAUGGUCGCUCAGUGUGUCUCACCAAAGGGACCUCUGGCGUGUUCAAGGACGUACUUUUUGGGCGCUACUCAUGUUCCUUACUUGGGUGAUGAUGGCAAGCUGCCCAAGACAACUGAACAAAUUAGGCUCUUAUCCCAGAUAUAUGCUGCUGUUAUUGAGGCUGUUUUGGCUGGCAUUGCAUGUUAUGCUAAAACUUGCAGUCUGGCAAAGGCCAAGGAGGUAGCAGAGCAUACUCUGGAAUCUGAGCUAGUAUUCACUGAAUUGGUUUCAUUCAAAGCAGAUCUACGCUCCAAGGUGGCUUUUCAUAUCCAUGCUGUGAAUAACCAGGGAAGAAUUGUGCCUCUGGAUAAUGAAGAUAGCUUAUCCUUUGUGAAAACGGCUUGUAUGACUGUCUAUGACAUUCCUGACUUGCUGGGAGGAGGAGGAGGAUGCUUAGGAUCUGUGGUCUUCUCAGAGUCAUUUUUGACGUCUCGGAUCCUGGUUAAAGAAAAGGGUGGCACUAUUACCCCAGAAACCAGCUACAUUGUCCUGACAGCUGCCAUCCCCAGAUUCUGUUCCUGGCUGGUAGAAGAAAAUGAAAUAAAAUUGUCUGAGAAAACCCUACAAGCAACAAGGGGGGACGAGUGUUUCCUGGGCACAUUGCUAACAGGAGGAAAAGGAGCAUAUCUUUAUUCCAACAGUCCACAGUCCAGGCCUGAGGAAGGGAGUGUGCACUUCUUCUCUGGUGGCCUUCUGUUUUCUCACCGCCAUCAUGGAAGUCUCACCAUUUCCAAGGAUCACAUGAACUCUGUUUCCUUCUAUGAUGGGGAUUCCACCAGCAUCGUGGCCGCCCUGCUCAUCGACUUCAGAGACUCACUACUUCCUCAUCUCCCAGUUCAGUUCCACGGACCUAGCAAUUUUCUGAUGAUUGCUCUUUUCCCCAAGUCAAAGAUAUAUCAAGCAUUUUACUCAGAGGUCUUCUCCUCCUGGCAACAGCAGGAUAACUCAGGGCUUUCUUUAAAAGUGAUCCAGGAAGAUGGAUUAUCUGUGGAACAAAAGAGGUUACACUCCAGUGCACAGAAGCUCUUCAGUGCCCUGAGCCAUCCUGCAGAGCAGUGGAGCUCUUCGAAGCUGCUCUCAGCCAAACUCCCGGAGUUGGAGCGGUUUCUCCAGCAUUUUGCUAUCAGCAGCGUUGGUCAGGAGCCUGUGAUGCGGACCCAUCUUCCAGGCCUGCUGCAGCAAGCUGAAGUCAGCCCUGCGCAUGGAUUAGAAAGUGACAAGGUCAUCAUCAGCAUUGUAACUGGUCUCCCUGGCUGUCAUGCUAGCAAGCUCUGUGCUUUCCUGGUCACUCUGCAUAAGGAGUACGGCAGAUGGAUGGUUUACCGCCAAAUCAUGGAUAGCUCUGAAUGUUUCCAUGCUGCCCACUUCCAAAAAUACCUUUCCAGCGCCCUGGAGGCCCAACAGAACCGCUCUGCCCGACCGUCAGCCUACAUCCGCAAGAAGACCAGACUGCUGGUGGUAUUACAAGGUUACACAGAUAUCAUUGACGUUGUCCAGGCCCUGCAGACUCACCCAGACCCAAAUGUCAAGUCCUACUUCGCCAUUGGUGCCGUCACAGUGUGUGUGGAGCCCCUGAGCUGCUACAUGGAGCACAGAUUUCUCUUUCCUAAAUGUCUUGACCAGUGCUCACAAGGCUUGGUGAAUAAUGUGGUGUUUACCAGUCACACACUGGAGCAGAGGCACCCUCUCCUCGUUCAGCUGCAGACCCUCAUCAGGGCUGCCAACCCCAGUGCAGCCUUCAUUCUUGCAGAAAAUGGGAUGGUCACAAGGAAUGAAGACAUUGAGCUAAUUCUCUCAGAAAACAGUUUUUCAAGUCCCCAGAUGCUACGUUCUCGAUACUUAAUGUUUCCGGGCUGGCAAGUAUCAUUGCUGAAUAGUAGCUUUAAAAGGAAAUGUGAGCCACAUCUACAGCAAAGAAGAUCAGAAAUGACAAUACCAAAUAUGAUUCACAAGAGUCAGAUGUGUUAAUUGGGAUAAACUGCCCUGCCCUGAUAGCCUUGCCAAGGGGCCAGUGUUCCACAUUCUGAGCCUCUCUGAGCAUUGCGAUUCAGGAGGUCAUCCCGCAGGCACCAAGUACAGUGGUUCUUGGUGGCACAGCACUAAGGCUUAGAUUCCACAGGUAAAAAAAUCACAGAGUACAUAGUCAGCUGUCUAGAGCAGGUGGUCAGCCAUCUAGAGCAGGUGGUCAGCUGUCUAGAGCAGGUGGUCAGCUGUCUAGAGUAGGUAGGCUUCUGCUAAUGAGAUCCAUGGACUGCUGUGUGCAGCCAUCUCCCAGCUCAAGAACUUCUCCAAAAGGAGGAGAAAAGAGGUUUGCCAAGUCCACCAUAAUCUUACUCUAAUACCAUCACCACCUGGGCUAGCCUAGGGGCUAGGCAUUGUUCUAAAACUGCUCUCGACUAGCCACACAGCUUCUGAGUAUAAUGUUAACAUAAAUUAAUAAAACCCAACCAAAAUUUAGAGUUAAUUGUGGCUGCCUGUGCCUGUCAGCCACAGUACUGGGCAGUGUAGAGCCAGAACAUUCCCAUGAUGGCAGGAAGCUCUGCAGUGCUGCUUCAGAACCUUGCCUGUCUUGGAUUUUUUAU
Molecule: messenger RNA, 3696 nt
Organism: Onychomys torridus (southern grasshopper mouse)
Lineage: Eukaryota; Metazoa; Chordata; Mammalia; Rodentia; Cricetidae
Gene: Dnaaf9
Product: chromosome 4 C20orf194 homolog
Exons: 31
Coding region: 98-3082 (994 amino acids)
Source: RefSeq, a predicted model, not a curated record